CGCCCGCGGCGGAGGGAGGGACGGAGGGAGGAAGGGAGCCCCCGGUGCGGCCCUGCUCCGCCUCUACCCUGCUUUCCGGGAGCGGCCCGCACUGCAGCGCCGGGGCCGGGAGCGGGGCCGGGCGGCGGAGGCGGCCGUCGCCACGCCGCGGCCAUGGAGCCCGACCAGCUGCGCCUUUCCUCGGCCGCACAUGGCCAUGGAGGCUAUGAUUCUGAUUUUAGUGAUGAGGAGAGUGGAGAGAAGUCUCUGCAAAAGACUAAAAGAAUACAGGAAGAUGCCCUUCUGGUAAAGCCAUUCCAAAAAGCAAAACAAGGCAGUGUGGUUCACAGACAAUUUGCAGCUGAAGAAUGUGAUAGGGAAGAAGCAAGAAAAAGAAGAUUUCACUUGAUAUCGAUGGAUGCUUAUGAAAGACAUAAGAAGUUUGUGCAUGACUACAUUUUAUACUAUGGUGGCAAAAUAGAGGAUUUCCGAAGAUCUGGAGCAAAUGACAAGACGGAUCUUGAUAUUAUUAGAGAAAACCAUAGAUUCCUGUGGAAUGAAGAAGAUGAAGCAGACAUGAAUUGGGAGAAGAGGCUUGCAAAGAAGUAUUAUGACAAAUUGUUCAAAGAAUACUGUAUAGCAGAUCUCAGCAGAUACAAAGAGAAUAAGUUUGGAUUUAGAUGGCGACAUGAAAAAGAAGUAAUUUCAGGAAAAGGUCAGUUUUCCUGUGGAAAUAAACACUGUGAUGAGAAUGAAGGCCUGAAGAGCUGGGAGGUGAAUUUUGGUUAUGUUGAACAUGGUGAAAAGAGGAAUGCACUUGUGAAAUUGAGACUAUGUCCAGAAUGUUCCCACAAGCUAAACUUCCAUCACCGGAGGAAAGAAGUCAAAACGUGCAAGAAAAGAGGCACACCUGCACAGAAGUCUAAGGAGCCAAAAAAUAAGAAGACAAAAUUGUCUCGUUCAGCAAAAAAGUCCAAGAAAAAGACCUGUAAAGAUCAGGUUUCUUCAGACGAUUCAGAUAAUUCUGAUAAAGAUUCAGAUGACAGCAGUGCUGAAGAUGGUCCUUCAGAAGCUGACUCUUGGAAAGGUCCUCUACGAGAAGGAGAUGAAAAAUCACGGGAAGAGGAGUUUCAGGAAUAUUUUCAAGAUUUAUUUCUCUAAAACUUGGAAUCGAUGUAGGCUGAUUUUCUUCAUGAGUUGUCAAGAUGGAACUCUGGAAAUCCAGUCAUAAUUUUCCAGAGACCCCUGUCUGCCAGCAUACCUUUUCUACAGUCACUCAUAUGGACCAUUUGGGUGGAUUUUCUUUGCAGAAGGCUUCAAAUCUAAAAACUUUGUUUCUUGUAGUAGGCUGCAUACUCUUGAAACAAGAGAAAUAAUUUUUCAGUUCAUUGCAAAAUAUAUAUGGCACCCAAACUUAAACAAGAAUAUAGUUUAUUAACAUUACAAUGAAGUUCACUGCUUUUAUUUGAUCCCAAGCUUCAGUUAUUGCCAGAUUUUUGUAAAGGACCAUUUUGUAAGGUUGUGUGAGUAAUUUAAAGCCAUACACUUUAAUAUAUUUAUAUUUUUAAUUUAUUUAACAAGAAUGAAUAGCCUUAAAUUUAUUGGUUACUUAGCCUUUAAUGUUUUACGGAAAUCAUUAAUUUCUGUAAAUAUUUUCAAAUGCUAUUGGUGAAACUCAAAUUUUGUCAAAUAUGUGUUCUACUUGAAUUAAGUAAACCAUAUCUGAAAUCUUUCCUACUGCUUCAAAAAGUUCACUUUAUUGUGACUUUCUUUUAAAUUUUAGUUGUAAAGUGAUGUGUCUUACAAUUCCACCUAUAAAAAUAUGGUUGGUUGGUGAUAUUUUUGGUGUAAAAAAUAACGUGGCAUUCUGCUGGAGAUGUACGUGACUUCUGUGUUACCUGUGGCUUCUGAUCUCCUUCCCAUUGACUGAAUGUUAAUCCUUCUUUCACGUGUAAUCCUAAAUAUACAAAUAAAGCAUGUAUAUUGCUUGA
This is a messenger RNA of Onychostruthus taczanowskii (white-rumped snowfinch), 1970 nucleotides long. Its product is annotated as protein FRA10AC1. Gene Ontology annotation, molecular function: phosphatase activity. NCBI's taxonomy places the organism in Eukaryota, Metazoa, Chordata, Aves, Passeriformes, Passeridae. The transcript is spliced from 14 exons. Bases 154 to 1140 code for a protein of 328 amino acids. Gene Ontology annotation, biological process: dephosphorylation. The record is from RefSeq and is a predicted model, not a curated record.